Cololabis saira (Pacific saury) is the source of this 1752-nucleotide messenger RNA. RefSeq names its product leukocyte immunoglobulin-like receptor subfamily A member 4. Gene Ontology annotation, biological process: cell surface receptor signaling pathway. NCBI's taxonomy places the organism in Eukaryota, Metazoa, Chordata, Actinopteri, Beloniformes, Belonidae. The transcript has 7 exons. The coding region runs from base 1 to 1752 and encodes 583 amino acids. Gene Ontology annotation, molecular function: transmembrane signaling receptor activity. The record is from RefSeq and is a predicted model, not a curated record.
AUGAAGGAAGGAAGAAACGAUGACUGGGAAUACACAAUCAUAAAGGAUGAUAAACCCAAACCCAGACUGGUUCAAGUCUCAAAAACAACACCAGUAGGAGGAAAUGUGAGUCUGAGCUGUUCUGUGGAGAACUCUGCUGGAUGGAAAUAUGACUGGUUCAGACGAACCUCAAACACGAAAGUCAGAACAAAUUAUGUAAAUGGAGUUAUUAGAGUCUCACAAGGAGGCAUCUACAGGUGCAGAGGAUCAAGAGGAGAACCAACCUUCUACACUGAAACAAGUGAUGAAGUCACCUGUGAGAUAACCUUUACAAACAAGGUUGUUGUGAUGCGACAACCCAAAUGGCCUCAGAUAUUCAGAGGUGAGACGAUCACUCUGACAUGUGAGGUUCAGGGAGGUGAAACCACUGAGUGGAGGUAUGAAUGGAGAAGAUCUGGUUCAGAUACACAAUGGAAAUAUGAGAAAACGUGGACUUUCACUGCUUCUGAGUCCAGCAGUGGAGACUACACAUGUAAGACCAGAUGCAUAGACGACCCGUAUUCUUCAACAGAGACGAGUGAAGCCUUCAGAUUGUUGCUAUCAGAUGAACCAAAGACCCAACUGAGAGCCGACGUCAGACUCAUCCCAGUUGGAGGCAGAGUGACUCUGAGCUGCUCAGUGAACCCGUCAUCAUCUGGUUGGAGAUACUACUGGUACAGAGACGAGGAAUCCUCUGAACCCCUGACCUCACCAGAUGCUGUUUUCCAGUCAGAUGGACAAAUCAGUGUCUCACAGGGAGGAAUCUACUGGUGCAGAGGAGGAAGAGGAGAACCAGUUUACUACACAAACUUCAGUGAUCCAGUCAACAUUUAUGGAGCUGCUCCAAACAGAGCAGCUGUGACUCUGCACCCCAACUGGCCUCAGAUAUACAGAGGAGAGAAGAUCACACUCCGAUGUGAAAUCCACGGAGGAGACACUGAGUGGGAGUAUGAAUGGACGACCAGCAGCUCAAACAAACCACCUAAUCUAAAUGAAUUCACUAUUCCAGUUUCUUCAUCAAACACUGGAACCUACAAGUGUAAAGGCAGAAUGAAAAGUAAACAUCUUUCAACAGAUUGGAGUGAUUCCUUCAGUUUGACAAUUUUAGAAACAUCCAAACCUGUCCUCUCUGUGUCUCCAUCAUGGCUGAGUCCUGGAGUCUCAGUGACUCUGAGCUGUGAGGUCAAACAUCCGUCUGCAGGAUGGAGCUUCUACUGGUAUAAAGCUCUUCCUCAAAUACCAAAUCUGUCCUACAUCUAUGAGCUGCUACCUGGUAGCACCAGCGGGACUGCACAGGACUCCUACAUCAUUGAUGGACAGACACACACAGCAGGAUAUGCAUGUAGAGCUGGACGAGGAGACCCAGUGAUCUACACUCAUUACAGUCAGACUAAGAUGGUCUGGUCUGCAGAUCCUCAUCCUUCAGCGUCUCUCACAGUAAGUCCUGACAGAGUUCAACACUUCAGCUCUGACUCUGUCUCACUGACCUGUGAGGGAAACUCUCCUGAGUGGAGAGUGAGAGAUUCCACUCUUAACAACAACGUAUCUACCUGUUCCUACUGGGGGACAAUGACCGGAUCAACAUGUGUCAUUAAUAGACUGCUGCACAGUAAUAGAGUGUUCUGGUGUGAGUCUGGAUCAGCAUUCAGCAACGCAGUCAACAUCACUGGACAGAGUGAGUCUCAUCACAGUUUUUCAAGAUUACAGUUUGGGACUCUGACAGAUUUAUCAUAA